AUGUCAAAAAUAAACACACAUUGCUUAAAGUCAUUUCUAAAAACGCAGUCAUUUCUUCUUUUACAAUUAAUUACUACACUAUUUUUCCUUACGCAUUGUUUCUUAGAACCUGCUCUGCUCGAGGAAGAAGAAGAGGUAGUGUCCAGUGUGGUACAAAAUUCUGUAAAAUAUUAUAAAUACGACUUGUUGAACAAGACGGGGAUAAAGACCGUAUUCCUGCAAACAUCCCAUGGAAGUGCUGGUAUCUCAGUUUCUACAAGCAUCAGGAAUCCCCGAAAUUAUCACGUCAACCUUGGAUCCUGUGAGUUCCAUGGAGAUAUUAAGCUUGCUGAUAGCGAUCCCCUUUGGCAACUGGAUGACCUUCAAAACAGUACAUUUUGUAAUGCUACUUCCAAGGGAGGCAGCACCGAGCCCCGCUUUGUAUCUGACGAGGAAUUCGCUGCAGAAGGAUUGAUCAUUUACGUGAAAGCUUGCUCUAGCAGAUGGUUUUAUGUCUCAGUCGAGGGAGUUAAUGAGACAAAUACGUUCAGUUUGACACUGUUCAAGGACCUCAUCAGAAUAACGAGUAAGAACAACACGGAUGGAGUCUCAGAGAGUAAUGACACCACCUUUCCGAUUCCUAGGAAAGUGUUCGUCGGAGUAGCAGUCGCGACCGUCGGAACCACAGCAGCCGUAGCAGCUGCUGUUACGCUAUCAUGCGCAAACGAAUUUCAACUCAAAGGCUCCACGAAGAUUAAGAAGAAAAAAGGGAAAGGCAAAGAAAAGAACAAUAACUCUGUAGUUAACGAGGCUUUUGAAGGAGACGAUGAUGAAAAACAGAGCAGUCAGAAUCGCUCCAGUCUCACUCUUUUACUAGAGAGCGGUGAUCUGAAGAAAGAAAAAACGCGUUCAGUUCAUGUUACCGAAGAGAAGACUGAUGUUAUGACAGGAAUGAAGAAAUGUCGAAAAGGAAAUGAUAUAGAGAAAGGAAACGGCCGCGCGACGCACGGAGAAGAAUUCUCACGAGGAAAUUCCCCAUGUUCCAGUGAAGGUCGACAAAGGAAACUCUCGCGUCACGGUAGUCUGGUGACUUCGAUGAUUUAUGAUUUACAGAGAGAAGACACAAUUAUAGAAAAAACACUGGCAACAGAAACAACGGUUUCUGGAGGGACUGAUUCUCUUGUCGAGGGAGCUCGCUUCAAACGUCAGGUUACCAGUACAAGUGUAUCGGUAGCUGUUGUUACAUCAAAAGGAGUUCAAAAAGAAAAGGUUCCAAUUGGCGAAGAUAGGGUCAGAAGGAUUGGCGCCGAAACAAUGAAACGAAACUAUGAUAAGCUGUUAACAGGACUUGGAGACACGGAAAACGUAUUUCAAAAAACUAAACCAAAGAGAAAGGAUGCUGUAACACUAAAUUCUUACAAAGACCAAAACCAUUUUUUGAGCAAUGAUCUCAAAGCAGCCACAGGUGAAAACGUGAAACAAAAUGACGGGAACACAACGCAAGAUUCAAACAGUUCUUUUUCUCAUCGGGAACCAGAAAAAGUGACAAUCUGUUGCUUUCAAUGGCAGCCCUCUUCAUCUAACAACAUAGUUAAGAAGGCUUCAAAGGCUGAAGAAGAAUCAGAAGGAAAUGGCAUUGAAAAAACCGAAACUCGUGAAGUGAGUGAUAACGUCGAGAAGACUGAAAAAGUUAGUUUUCUAGUCCGCAUGAAAAGGAAAGUCACAAAGCGUAAGGUAAUGGCAGCGAUGUGUCCUUGUUUCACAUACUUUAUCCUGGAAAGUGAGCACGGAGGAAAUUCAGUCAACAAGGCAAAGGGGGAAAGUGAUAAAAAUCCGCAAGAAAUAAGGGACAGCCGUUUUGAACGAGAUAUGCAAAUGAGUCAAGCGAUUUGCGUAUUACUAUCUCAGCUUUUAUUCCUGGCCGGAGCUGACGCUAGAGAUGACACAGUAGGUUUAAUACAUCGAAUACCUUUACGAUAUUUGACGUAAUGAGCACCAAAUGGAUGACAUACGCCUUCAAAACAGGUUAUAUAGUGCAACUGAAA
This is a messenger RNA of Orbicella faveolata, 2024 nucleotides long. RefSeq lists its product as uncharacterized. Gene Ontology annotation, cellular component: membrane. Lineage: Eukaryota; Metazoa; Cnidaria; Anthozoa; Scleractinia; Merulinidae. Gene Ontology annotation, molecular function: chitinase activity; G protein-coupled receptor activity. Gene Ontology annotation, biological process: cell wall macromolecule catabolic process; G protein-coupled receptor signaling pathway; cell surface receptor signaling pathway. The record is from RefSeq and is a predicted model, not a curated record.